Lecanosticta acicola is the source of this 735-nucleotide messenger RNA. The record is from the annotation of a GenBank genome assembly. NCBI's taxonomy places the organism in Eukaryota, Fungi, Ascomycota, Dothideomycetes, Mycosphaerellales, Mycosphaerellaceae.
AUGGCCGCCGCGAUCCUCCUCCCCGGCGAGCAAAUACCAUCUGACGAAUUACCCCGAUCCAAGAAAGGAACGCUCACCCUUGGGCCCGGUCUCCGCCAUAUCCCACCGUCGGACAUUCUCUGCACCACCGCAGGAAGCCUCCACGUCGACCGCAAGAAAUCCGCCCUCUGGCUGGAGCACGAGAAUGGCCGCUACCUCCCUUCCGUCGGCGAUCUCGUCAUCGCUCAGGUCCACCACUCCUCCACGGAAACCUUCAGCUGCGCCCUAACGCCUCACACCAGCUUUGCCCUCCUUGGCCAGUUGAGUUUCGAAGGCGCAAACAAGAAGAAUCGUCCACAGCUCCGACCUGGAGACUUGGUCUACGCCCGUGUGGCCAAGACUGACAAAUUCGAGGACGUGGAGAUUGAAUGCGUGAACUCGCAGACGGGAAAGGCCGAGGGCAUGGGCCCAUUGAAUGGCGGUAUGCUGUUCGAGGUUUCGCCGCUUUUCGCGAGGAGGUUGAUGAUGGGUACGACGAAGGAUGGCAAAAGUAAGGGUGGAGUUGUGGUUCUGGACGAAGUUGGAGACAAGAUGCGGUUUGAGGUUGCGGUGGGGAGGAACGGGCGUGUUUGGAUUGACAGUGGGAGUGUGAAGGAGACGGUUUGGAUUGGAAGACUGUUGAGGGAGGCUGAUGAGAAAGGCUUGGGAGUUGAGGAGCAGAGAAAGUUGGUCAAGAAGGCUUUGAAGGAUGGUUGA